Molecule: messenger RNA, 14063 nt
Organism: Penaeus chinensis
Lineage: Eukaryota; Metazoa; Arthropoda; Malacostraca; Decapoda; Penaeidae
Gene: zfh2
Product: zinc finger homeobox protein 3-like
Exons: 3
Coding region: 693-9947 (3084 amino acids)
Biological process (GO): regulation of transcription by RNA polymerase II
Cellular component (GO): nucleus
Molecular function (GO): zinc ion binding; RNA polymerase II cis-regulatory region sequence-specific DNA binding; DNA-binding transcription factor activity, RNA polymerase II-specific
Source: RefSeq, a predicted model, not a curated record
UCCAGUCCGCCGCAGUUACUCGGAGCGGCCGCAUGACAGUCCGCGCUCGGUGCUCGCUGAGGAACGUGUCUGGAAGACUGUAGAGUAGAGGUGUAGCGGCUAGUGUGAAGUUACGUAGGAGUAGCGCGAGCAGUGGUCGGCCGUGUGGGAGAGCGAGGCGGCAGCUGUGUGCUCAGUGUUGGCUGAGGAGUUGUGUGGUGUCGCGGGGCGCGCUUCCCCCCUGCGCCUCUCAUUUCCAUAUGGGCGCCCCCCCCACGGGGAGGUGGCGGUGGUGGGCCAGCCCGCGCAUACUCGCCGCCACAUUUACCUACUAAUUCUCGCCGAGGCGUCAUUACUAUGUGCAGACGGUGGGUGGCGGCCGCGGAGGUGCCACGCCAGUGAUACUUGUGCAUGUGGAGUGGUGGUUGUUGCCGCACAGUGUGGUGCUGUGGCGCAUGGUGCUAGUGACGGGCCAGGCACGUGCAGCCUACCCAGUGGCACGGCCGGGCACGGGGGCGAGGCCACGCACAUACCAUCAGAACAAGAGAAGACAAGACGCGAGACAGGAACUUUGUGAGAGGGGCGUGCACUCACGUACCCAGCCCAGCCUCGGCUUGAGUAUGAGGCACGGCCAGGCCAGGGACGAUGUGGACCACAGAUGGUGCGUGGAGGUUGAGGGCUGUGACUAGCGGAGGCGCCGUGUCCGUGCCGCCAUGCCCGGAGAGGAGCUGGGAGAGCCGCCUCUGAAGGGAUGCCCCCCGGCCCCCCCACACCCUCCCACUGAACCUCAAGAAGCCCCUAGCCAGACGCAGCAGCAAGACCCUCCGACUAUGAGUCCUGAGGACGCCCCCUCUACCUCCCCCCUGGCGGGCGAGGAAGGCCCAGGGCCCCUGCCGCAACAGGGCCCCAACGCCACCUCCUCGUCGUCGUCGGCGUCGUCCGCGUCGCCGCCAGCGACAUUCAACUUGACGUGCAUGACGUGCCACACGCAUUUCACGUCGGCGGAGCAGUACACGCGGCACCAUUGCGUCGCGUCGGGAGCCGCGCAGGACGCGAUGAACGAGUCGUCGAGUGACGUGGAAAAGUUCGACGGGAAGAUCGUGUACAACCCCGACGGGUCGGCCUACAUCAUCGACUCGGAGAUGAGCGACGACGACGGCGUGGCGGGGCUGGAGCUGCCGCAGCACGAGGGCUCCAUCGUGGACUCCCCGCGGCACCCGCUCUCCUCCACCGCCGCCCCCACCAUCCCCACCAUCGCGAACGCCAUAUACGUCACGAAGAACCCCGCCUUCUAUACCGCCCUUUACGGUCAAACCUUCACCUCGCUAAUCCAGGAAAACAAAGUUCCUGACGUUCCCAUUGUUCACAACUACAGGGUCUUUACCGUUGGUGAUAAAGACAGUGAAAAUGAAUGUAAAGACAGUGAUAACAAAAAUGAUAGUUCCAGUGAGAAAACAAAACUUCCAUUAUUAGACUACUCGCAAGUUCCAAUUAAACCUAUAUUGAUGUGUUUUGUAUGUAAGUUGUCUUUUGGAUAUGUUAAAUCUUUUAUUGCCCAUGCGAUGGGCGACCAUAGUGUAGUGCUACUGGAUGAGGAAAGGGACCUUUUGGCGUCAAAGAACGCUUCGGCCAUCAUCCAGUGUGCGGGCCGGGAGAAGGAGCCGCGAGUGUCGUUCCUAGAGCCAGUGACGCCCCCUAGUGCUAGCAGCAGCAGCAGUAACAACUGCGGCAGCAGCAGCCAGCACGGGGACUCCCUGGCCACCCUGCUGCCCUCCGGGGCUCCCAGCGGCCCUUCCCCCAGCCCGCAGCCCGCCAAGGCCGCACACAACAACGACGACCACCAGGACCUCGCCGAGGACGAUCAUAAUACACCUGUCAAACGUGAGAUGACCGACUUCUAUGACUUAGUCCGUCAGCAGCAGCAACACCAGCAACAACAACAGCAGCAACAACAGCAGCAGCAACAGCAGCAGCAACAGCAACGGGCAGACCCCUUCGCUGCUCCCCAGCAUCCGGCUGCUGUUCGGACGCCCGACCUGAGCCGCAAGUCGCCGAUUUCUGCCCUGGGCGCCAACGGCCGCGCGUCCGUGUCGCCCGUGACCUCGAUGUCGCCCACGAGCUUCUCGCCGCUGCAGUCUCCGGUGACGCAGCUCACCGGCACUGUCAUCGGCGCCUGCCCCGAGCACAUGAGUGGCCGACCGCAGGGCGUCAGCUGCGACAAGUGCGACCUGAUCCUACAGCAGUCGCGGACGUUAGGAGGGCAGAUGGCGUUCAUGCACUCGCGCAACUCCUGCAAGACGCUCAAGUGCCCCAAGUGCAACUGGCACUACAAGUACCAGGAGACGCUGGAGAUCCACAUGAAGGAGAAGCACCCGGAGAACGAGUCCACCUGCAUCUACUGCCUGACGAACCAGCCGCACCCUCGCCUCGCCCGCGGGGAGACCUACACCUGCGGCUACAAGCCCUACCGUUGCGAGGUGUGCAACUACUCCACCACCACCAAGGGUAACCUCUCCAUCCACAUGCAGAGCGACAAGCACCUCAACAACAUGCAGGAGCUGCAGAACGGCGGCAUGCCCAACCUGGACGGCUCGCAGGCCCUCACGUCGCAGCAGCAGAGCCCCUCCGGCAGCAUCUACUCGGCGCCCAAGACGCCCACGCCCUCCACCACGCCCGCGCCGCCGCAGCAGCAGCAGAAGCCCAAGCCGAUGUGGCGCUGCGACGUGUGCAACUACGAGACCAACGUGGCGCGCAACCUUCGCAUCCACAUGACGAGCGAGAAGCACACGCACAACAUGAUGGUUCUGCAGCAGAACGUCAAGCACAUGCAGCAGCUGAGUGCCAUGCAGGGCGGCGGCGGCGGAGCCGGGGGCCAGAUGGACCCCAUGGCCCUGCUGCAGUUCGCCGGCAACCCCGCCGCGGCCGCCGCCAUGAUGGCCGGCCUGGGCGUGGGGGAGAAGCCGCCCCUGCCAGAGGCCGCCCUCGCCGACAUGGCCUACAACCAGGCGCUGUUGAUCCAGAUGAUGUCCGGCGGCCAGCUGCCUCCAGGCGGUCCCCUGGGCCCCGGUGGCCCUCUGGGGCAUGGCCAUGGCGGUCCCGUGGGCCACGGAGGACACGGGGGCGACCACCCCGGGCCGCACUUCGACCUGGGCCUGAACCCCGAGUCGCUGGAGCCGCCGCCGGAGCCCGUGCCGCCCAACCCGCGGCACGCCUUCACCUGCUGCGUUUGCUCCGUCUUCUCCACAGACUCGCUGGAGCAGCUCACGCUCCACCUGCAGCUGGACCGCUCCAAGGUCAACGAGAACGAGGUGCUGCUCGUCGUGGCCGGCAACUACAUCUGCAAGCUGUGCUCGUACAAGACCAACCUCAAGGCCAACUUCCAGCUGCACUGCAAGACGGACAAGCAUCUGCAGAAGCUGCAGCACGUCAACCACAUCCUGGAGGGCGGGCCGCGCAACGAGUGGAAGCUCAAGUACCUGUCCAACACCAACCCCAUGCACGUGCGCUGCAACCUGUGCGAGUACUAUACCAACAGCGUGCACAAGCUGCAGCUGCACGCGGCGCACCAGCGGCACGAGGUCCUCAACGUGCUGUUCCGACACCUGUGCAUGGCGGAGCAUACCAUGCACGAGGACCGCCGCCAGUACACGUGCGUGCUGUGCAGCUUCACGACCCGCGCCAAGCUCCAGCUGUUGCACCAUAUCCGCUCCAUGCGCCACCUGCAGAUGGAGCAGUUGCACCAAAUCCAGCGGCACGCGGAAGGCAAGGGCGGGACGCAGCAGGACAUCGGAGACAUCUUCAAGGUGGAGGAAUCCGACGAGGACGGCCGCCACACGCCGCACGAGGAGACCAAGGAAGAAGGUCGUUCGCCCGACCACGUGCAUGCCUGUCCCUUCUGCCACUUCACGUGCGAGCUGGAGUCUAGCCUGCAGCAGCACGUGGACAGUGAGCAUGGCGGGGAGAAGAAGGCAGGGCUGAGGUGUCCCCUGUGCGAGGAGGCGUGCCCAGACAUGCCCUCCCUCGAGAAACAUGCCAUCAAUGUUCACUCGGUCAACUCCGAGGGCCUUCAGAGGCUCAUGCUGCUGGUUAGACUUAGCGCCGCGGCGGGCAAGGAGGCCGAGGAAGAGGAUCACUCGCAGCAGCAGCACCACCACCACCACCACCAGCAGCCGCCGCCGCCGCCGCAAGCCGAACAGAUGCAUCAGGAACAGCAUCUCCGUCUGCCCGGGAAGGCGGAGGAGAGCCAGCCAUCAGGUGGAGCAGGUAAGCGAGGUGAUGAGCGGAGCGUGGGCCGGGAGCAGGAGGAGUGUGGUGUGUGUGGGCUGGCGUGCGCCUCGGUGGAGGACCUGUUGGCGCACCAGGUGGCCGUGGGACACACGCCGGUGACGGAGACGCCGCGGGGGCCAGGAUAUCUGUGCUGGAAGAAGGGUUGUAACCAGUACUUCCCUUCGGCGCAGGCGCUGCACAGUCACUUCCGGGAGAUCCAUGGCGCGGCGCCCAGGCCGUCGAUCGCCGUGUCAGAGAGGCACGUGUACAAGUACCGCUGCCAGCAGUGUUCUCUCGCCUUCAAAACAGUGGAGAAGCUGCAGCUGCAUUCUCAGUACCAUGCGAUUCGGGAUGCCACCAAAUGUCUGUUGUGUCACCGCAACUUCCGCUCGCUGACGGCUUUACAAAAACAUGUCAGCUCUGACCACCCUGAGCUUUCGGCGGCGGAACGACAUCAGUUCCAGGCAUCCAUCGUGGGGGCGCCGGUGGGCGCGGGGGCGGGGCCCGUCCUCGACCCCAGCACCACGGCGCUCCUCAGGAUGGAGUCUAAUAAGGACGACGAGCCAGAGGAACUGCCUCGUGUCGAUGAGCCUCCGCUGCCUCCGCAACAGCAGGCCAUCGAGGACUACCUCAACUCUGACACGAUGGCUCUCGAUAACUACAGCGACCCGGCGCGACGCUUCAAGUGUCACCGCUGCCGGGUCGGCUACACUCGCCAGACAUAUCUCUCGGCUCACCAAAAGACGUUGCUCCAUCGCAGGGGAGAGAAACUCACCUACCCGAUGGAGAAAUAUCUUGACCCCAACAGACCCUACAAAUGUGAUGUUUGCAAAGAGUCAUUCACGCAGAAAAACAUUCUGCUUGUACAUUACAAUUCAGUCAGUCAUUUGCAUAAGCUUAAAAAAGCCAUGCAGGACAAAGAGACCAAAGGAUCUCCCAGCGGCUAUCAGACCCAGUCUGAAGGGAGCGGCGUGGAGUCCGCCGGGGCCGCUCCCCCGGGCGACGGCUUAGCCAGCGCCUCCAGGGGUGCCGGGGGGGUGGGGGGCGGGGGUGAGGAGGAGGAGCGCAACAAGCCAUACAGGUGCCACGUGUGCCGAGUGGCGUACUCACAGCAGUCUACCCUGGACAUUCACCUGCGCUCAGUUCUCCAUCAGACGCGCGCCGCCCGACUCCCAGACUUUCUGGCCACCCACGCCCACCCAGACCCCUCGCGCCCACUAGUCGACCAUCCGCCCACACCCACCAGUACCCCGCAGCCCUCCCCCGCCCCACACCAUGACGCACACACUCCUCGCUCCCCCUCAACCCCUCAGGCUACCCCUCCAGGGGGGCAUUAUCAGGGCAUUUCCCCCUCUAAUAGCAGCAGUGGCAGCGCCCAGGGAAGCUGCGAUCGGUGUGGUGGCGUGUGGAGCACCCCAGAGCAGGGAGCGCAACAUGCAGUGUUGUGCGGGCUUAUACCCCAUCACCUGGCCUUCCUCCCGCACGCCGUCAGCACCGGUGUCAGUCAGACUGCCACCCUGGACGCUGCCUGGGCCUCCCUUUGCGGGGCCAGCGCCGCCGCCCACCUGCCCCCGACUCAGCCCCCCGACCGCUCUCUCUCUCCAUCUGAAUGUUCCAUAGAAUCUCUCUCUACCUCUAGAUUCACUGUACCUUUCAGAAAGUCUUCACGCCUACACAAGCACUUAUUAGAAAGCUUUGGCUUUGACCUAGUUGUUCAGUAUGUUGAAAAUCAACAAUCUUGUCCAUCAAAAGAACCCGAGCAGGGGACUUCUGAGGACUCUAAAGACAGAUCCAAUCCUGAUCUACCAGAACUUAGUAAAUCUAAAUGUCCUCAGUGUUCUAAACAAUUUUCUAGUGUAUGGGUUUUAAAAGCCCACUUAGAAGAAAUUCAUAAAUCAGGUGUACCUUUUGAUUACCUUAAGACCUUCUCAGAUGAGUACCGUAAAGAGUACAAUACUAGUCGGCAAUGCUCUAGCAGCGAUCCCUCUGCUCUUACAGAUGAGGAGCGAGUCCGGGACGCGGAGCUCAUCCAGGGGGGAGACAAGGGGACUUCAGAUGAGAGAGAGAAAGAGGCAGAGUCAGGCAGCAGGAGCGACGCCGCGGCCACGCCCACGCCCACCUCUCGUGCCACGCCCACACCUGGUGUCACGCCCACCUCCAUCUCUGCCGCCUCCAUCUCCCCCGCCGCUGACCAGCAGGGUAUGAAUAUGCCGUCGCAGAUGGUCGAGAUGGCCGCGGCGCUGAAUGCCCUGACUGCGGCGCAGAUGCAGCAGAUGCAGUUCAACCCCAUGAUGAUGGCAGGGCUUGGGCUGGCGGGGCUGCCCCUCCAGCUCAACCCCCUGGCGGCCAUGAACCUCCAUCCGCCCCUCAUGCCCAUGAUGCCGCACCACAUGUUUGAUCCGGGCGCCCUGGCCAACAUGCAGCAGCAGACACCACCCACUUCGCUGCCUUCUAGCCUGCCCAGUGAUGCAUCCAUGUUCCUCAAGCAGCAGCAACAGCAGCUCUUGCAGCAACAGCAAGCCGCUGCUGCCGCCGUUGCAGCACAGCAGAAGAGGGCUCGCACACGCAUCACCGACGAGCAGCUGAAAAUACUGAGAGCUCACUUCGACAUCAACAAUUCCCCGACGGAAGAGCAGAUCAACGAGAUGGCCAAGCAGAGCGGACUACCUCCCAAGGUAAUUAAACAUUGGUUCCGUAACACGCUGUUCAAAGAGCGACAACGCAGUAAAGACUCGCCCUAUAAUUUUAGCAUCCCUCCGUCCACCACACUUAACCUGGAGGAGUAUGAGAAGACAGGUGAAGCCAAGGUCAUGCCACUAAACCCGGACGAGGCACGGGAGAUUGUGGCGCUCAACAGCUCCCGUGAGGAGGACAAGAUGACCGAGCGGUUCUCCAAAGAGCAGGAAGAAUCCGCUCACGACCGCGCCGCCACCGCAUCCCCGCUCAACAAAGUUCCUAGUCUUACACAAGACAAUAGCCGAGUACAAGAAAAGAACGGGGAAGGUAUAGGCGGGUCUGGCCUCAGUGCCCAACAUCAUCAGUUACGGGAGCAGCAACAGCUGCGAGAGCAACAGCAACUACGAGAGCAGCAACGGGAGCGGGAACAGCAGCAGCAACGGGAGAGGGAGAGGGAGCAGCAGCAGCAACGGGAGCCACCCUUGUCACAACCCCUGCUGCCCCCGCAGCCCCAGCAGCAGCCACUAGGCAGUGGACCCCAGCUGGUGUCCUCGGCUUCCUCGUCGCCGCUGGGCCUGCCGGUGACCUCGUCGUUCAGCUCUCUGGCCUCACCACAGACGUCACUCUCGCUCAGCUCACUCAUUACCUCCCAGCUCGAGUCUAACCCCAUGCUGGCUCACAAGCUGCCUCACACACCACCCACAGUUCCUAGUUCUGGCCUUAUUCCUCCGAGCUCAGGUGUGAGCCCCACGCCUCCGCAUUUGUCCUUCCCGUCAGCCCCCCAGACUCCCACCUCUUCCGGCACUGGCAAGCGAGCUAACCGCACCCGCUUCACUGACUACCAGAUUAAGGUGCUACAGGAGUUCUUCGAGAACAACGCCUAUCCCAAGGAUGACGAUCUGGAGUAUUUGUCCAAGCUGCUCAGCCUGUCACCUCGCGUCAUUGUGGUGUGGUUCCAAAACGCCCGACAGAAGGCACGCAAGGUCUACGAGAACCAGCCACCCCUUGACCCUAAUGACGAAGGUGCAGGUAGGUUCACCCGGACGCCGGGCCUAAAUUACCAGUGUAAGAAGUGCUUGCUUGUCUUCCAGAGGUAUUAUGAGUUAAUCAGACACCAGAAGACUCACUGCUUCAAGGAAGAAGACGCCAAGCGAUCCGCUCAGGCGCAAGCAGCAGCGGCCCAGGCGGCAGCUAUGUACAGCGAUGAGAACUCUAAUCACUCAAGCAUCACAGAAUCGUCACAGCAGUCAGGUAGCCUCGAUAAUAAACCUUCAGAAGGAUCUUUCCAGUGUGAUAAGUGCAGUCUGAUAUUUAACAGAUUCGAGCAGUGGCGUGAGCACCAAAUAGUUCACCUCAUGAACCCUGCACUGUUCCUGAACAAAGGUGCAGAUUCCCCAUUCACCAGCAUACAGCAACAGCAGCAGAGUCAGACAUCGCAGCAGCACCAGCUUCCCUCAGGUGCUCCCCUUCCCAUACCACAGGCUAGUCCCCUGCCCCAGCCCAGUCCCCUAUUGCCACCAGCUUCCCCUCUGAAGCGCAAAGCUGAAGAGAGUGAGGAUGAGAGGGAUGGCAUGACAAGCAACAACGAGGGGCAGAGGGAUAAGAGACUCCGCACUACCAUCCUACCAGAGCAGCUGGACUACCUCUACCAGAAGUACCAGAUGGAAGCCAACCCGUCGCGGAAGAUGUUAGAGACCAUCGCUCAAGAAGUUGGUCUGAAGAAGAGGGUCGUCCAAGUUUGGUUCCAGAACACACGAGCACGCGAGAGAAAAGGUCAGUUUAGAGCUCAUGCACAAGUGAUUAAUAAAAAAUGCCCCUUCUGUCCUGCUAUCUUUAAAGUCAAGUCUGCUCUUGAAUCGCACCUUUCCACUAAGCACGCGGAUCAGUACUCUAAGGGAGAUGUGGACAUUGAUGCACUGCCUGAUGUAGAAGAUUCUGGUGUUGGGAACUUCGGCCUGUCUUCAACUCCUUCGGCAACUCAAGCCUCUCAAGUCAUGCCCUCUUCUCUCUUCUCCUCAGAAGUUCCGGAAGACUCGAUAGCCAUGUACCACGAGGAGGCAAUCCGGCGGUACCUCAACGAUGUCAACUUGGCAUCAGACGGUACACGACGGGAAGGUGAGAGCCCGCUAGAUCUCAGUAAGCCAUUAGACCUGGUUCGGCCGUUAGGGUUUGAUUCCUCCAUGUUAGACACUAACGAGCACCUUGAGGAGCAUUCAGAUGAAGAGACUUACAAUCUGGAUAUAUGUGAACAAGAGGAGGGUGACAUGGCGGUCAAUUCUCAUGAAAGUAACCCUACCUCUCCCGCCUCCUCCACCACCAGCUCUGCCAACAAGGUGGGAUCUCACCAGAGCAGCACCAACAAGAGGUUCCGCACACAGAUGUCAUCAAUCCAGGUGAAGGUCAUGAAAAGUGUGUUCCAGGAGUAUAAAACGCCAACGAUGGCGGAGUGUGAGUUGCUAGGGAGGGAGAUUGGGCUAGCCAAGCGUGUGGUGCAGGUGUGGUUCCAGAAUGCGCGGGCAAAGGAAAAGAAAGCGAAGCUGGCUCUGCAGAAGAUGCUCGGCACAGAGCCCGAGGGACCUAAACCGCCUGAGGAGUGCAAAGUGUGUAACUUUAAAUACAGUCACAAGUACUCUGUUCAGGACCACUUGUUUACGCGUUCACAUAUCGAAAACAUGAAAUCGUUCCUGGAGAAGGCGAAGGAGGAGAGCGACGUGGCCGGCCUGAGCUCUACUCUGAGCUCCAUGUCAUCCGACGGCGACCGGCCGCCCGCGGCUCUCACGCCCGUGGCCGGCCUCGCUCACCAGCUGCAGAUGGCUCAGCUCAUGGCUCUGGGCUCGCCGCCAGCUGGUGCAGGGACCCCUGCCGGUGAGGACAAGAAGGGCGGCCCAGGCGGAAGCAGCAACAGCGAGGACCUGAGUCGCCUGCAACUCCUGCAGCAGAUGUACCAGCAGAUGGGUCUCGGGGGGCUGCAAGGGGCGCCGCACCCACUCCUUCAGCACGCCAUGAUGGCCGGCGCCGGUGAGUAGCGGUCCCCCUCCCUCCAUCACUGUCCGCACCCGCUCGCCCGUCCCGCCCGCACACCACCCAGCGCCGCCCGCACGCUCCCCCCGCCCUCCCCCGCCCGCCUCGGCCAGGCUUGCCCCGGGGACCCAGCUGCACACCUGCCCUCGCGCUCACUCACCCGGGCGAGGGUCCGGUUCCCGCACCCGAGGAGGAGUGAGGUGAGGCAGGGGCGGGGCACGCCUGGCCGCGGGGGGCGUCAGUGUACUUGGCCCUGUCACGCUUUUCCCCUCCCUGGCGGGCUCACGCUUGCAGGAGCUGCUGCUGGCUGGCCCCACCCACCCUGUGUUCACUCUCGCUUGUCCGGACCCGCUCUGUGAACUCCUGUGUCUGUGUCAAGUCCGAAGUCGUGUCCGCGGGUCGGGACGUGGACGUCAUACCCGAUUGUGGAAAGACUAAGACUGUUGCUUAAUGUGUUGAUGUUUACUGAUGGCAUUUUUGCAAAGUUACGAAAGUUCCAGAUAUCAGGCCUUACUCUAAGUUUGAGGCCUUAAAAGCUUCACUAGAGCUGGUUUUAUGUAAUUUUUGUGUAAUCCUCUAGUGCUCUAGGACUCUAGAACUGCGUCACGUUACUGGUAGAUCAUAGAGUAUAAAGCCUAUUAAUGGUGAAACACUGUAAUACCUCGCAUCAAAGCAUAUGGAUUGAAUGUAAUCUUUAACAAAAAAAGAAGAAAGAUUUGUCAUGCACCAGAAUUACGCUGUAUACUAACUUGCUAGUUAAUGUUCCUACCACUUUUUACGAUAAUCACGUAAUGAAUGUUUCAGAACGUAUAACUAUUAUUUUCAUUGAUUUAGCAUAUUAUUAUUAUUAUUAUUAUAAAUCCCCUCCCCUCAAAACAAUCAGUAGCAGAUUUCUUUCAAAGAAGAAUCGGUUACUUAACUACAGUUGAUAUCAAAAAGAAGACUGUAAAAAAAAAAAUAUAAGGUAAAAAAUUAUUAGCUUUUACAUUAGUACAGCUUUUAGAAAUGGUAUUUAGGCUAUAGCUUGCUGCCUCCUUUCCCGAUUAAGCCGCAAGUAACCCGCGCCUCACCCGGCCUCGAUUCCCAGUUGCCACUUCAGGGCUCUCCUCAACUUCGACAGCCACCAGCUAUCCACAAACUAAAUUUUUUUAGAGUACAAGUUAUGUAUAUGUAUGUCUGUGCAUAUAUAUACACAUGUAUAAUUCCAUAUGGAUAUAUAUAUGUAUAUAUAUAUAUGUAUAUAUAUAUAAUAUGUAUAUAUAUAAUAUGUAUAUAUAUAUAUAUAUAUAUAUAUAUAUAUAUAUAUAUAUGAGAUAUGAUAUGUGUAUAUCCACAAGUUGAGUGAUACUAUUUUCUCCCUUGAUUAGUGACUGUGAAUAUGGGCCAACGAGGUGUAGAAAUCUCUUUGUAUCUACCACAAGUAACAGGUUCCUGAGAACAUAAAGCCGAUAAUCACGAGUGAAUUCAUACAAAGCUUGACCAUAGAUUCCUCACCAGUCUUCCACAUCCAGCCGACCCAACUAAAGGUGUAAAAGAGUUUUCAAAAAGCAUUUUUUGGAGACCGCUAAUACCUAACUAAAUAUAAACAGAUAAUAAUAACCGGAUCCAAGUAUAAUACAUUCUGUACAUUCAAAACAAAAUCGCAGUCGUAUCACUGAAACUGAUGAAAAAAAAUACAAAACUAAAAAAAACAAGCAUUCUGGAUCCUGCAGUAGUAGUAAAAUACAAACAGCAACUUAAAAAAAAAAGGCGUUUGAUGUUACCCAAAACUACUGUAUGUAACGUACAUUUAACUCCAAGAGAAAAAAAAGUUUCCUUGGCUGUCAAAUGUGAAGUUGUGAAUACUGGGUUGUAGUGUCCGUUAAUCCCCCCCCCCCCCCCCAGUCCCUCUUUUUAAGGUAUGUCGUUAAAUGGUACGGUUUUGGUGUUCUGUAACGAGGCACACAAGUGUUGGCAUGUAUGUAAGCAGCCCUCAUGAGAAGACGAUUGAGUCCUUAAACCGCACAGUCGCUAGGGAACCCGUCUCUCAAGGCUCAUGCGGUAUCGCUGACUUAUGAGACUUCAUCACGUAAGGUUUCAGAAGAAUAUAUAUAUACUUAUAUAUAUGUAAUCAGUCAUCACCUGCAAAUAAUGUAAUUCAGAAAAUGAAGCUCGCACCCACGAAGCUCUCGUUUGUUUGUUUGUUUCCACGCGCGGACCAAACGUACAUUACAACCCGGCCACUGAAGCUCCCCCGUACUCUACCUCGCACAUAUUUUGCCGAACGAAGCAACAAGUCACGAAGAGAGAUUGAGAGCCCUCACUCUAGUGCCGCCCGUGAAACCCAUAGUUUCAUUUUUUUUUUUUUUUAUUGUUUUUUUUUUUUAGUUUUUUUUUUCAUCUCGAUAAGGGUAAGUAAAACCAGCCAUACAUCGGCCUGGUUUUAGGGCUGGCUCAGGGCAGGCUCCUCUAGUGGCUGCAAGAUUAUGUGGCCAAAUUAACAACUUUGAGCCUUAUGUACUCUUGCUGACGCGGUGUGCCUUUCCAUUGCACUUGAGGGAAAUGACACCGCUCCCCCCCUCCCCCCCUACCACCCGGCUCAGCUCGCGCCAGGUUCGGGAUUCAACAUCACAAAGAAAAUAAGAGGAAUAGCUUUUGACGAAGGUCUAAAUUGUUAACUUUGCCACAUGUAAUUGUACGUGUAAGUGUGUUUGUAUGUUUGUAUUAUUCCUACGUCUAUCACACAGUUCCACAGGGCCUCCGCAUGCGUGGCCCUCGACUUCAAUGUUGUCCCUUGCAGACCACACUGAUAUCAAUCUUGCAGUAUACCGGGUGACAUCAUUUCCAUUCUCUACUAGAUAGGUUUUCGCUCGGCGUGUCCAAAGCUAGUGAAAGACUUUUGUUUUAAGAGUACUACACGAGCUGGUUUGCUUUCAGGUUGAUUUCUUGAACUCACAAGUAUUUGGCUGUUUUAUUUUUAUAUCACCUUUUGCGGUUUAAAACCGAUGUGUGGAUUUUUUGGUGCUUGAGAAAUACGAUAUAAGAAAUCCAUACUGACUCACAGCUUAGGAGUUGGGGUGUUUCGCCAGUUUCGGACACGACGGAGCGGAAUUCGGCAUUAGUUAAGUAAAUUAUUAGGUUUCAAGGGUCUUCAACAACGGCCGUUCUGCCGCUCCUUCGCGAGUAGGGGAACAAGAAGGUUCAAUUGUGAGUCCUUGGAACGAGUGUGUUCCUUCAGUCGCAGUUCUAAAUAAGACACUUGUUUGUUUUUGUUUCUUCUGUUGAGUGUAGGACAGUGAUGAUAAGUUUACUUGUUAGGCCUCGACCACGGCACCUGUGUAAUGUCAUAGACCACUUUAUUUCCCUGUUAAAAACAAAAGAUUUGUGUUGGGUCGGUGAUUUUUGCAAACUGGAGUUGACUAUAUCAUGAAACAACGGUUCCUCGCUUUUUUUUUCUUUUGGAAAUUAUUUAUAUAACUGAAAUGAAUCGCAAAGUUCCUAUUUGAAUGUGAAUAUUUGAAAUACUAUUAGUACUGAUAUAGUAAUAAUAAAGUUCUCGUACAUAACCUAUCGUAAAGCUAGCGUCUGGAUUUCGCAAAGGCGACGACUGUCUCUAUUAUUGCCGUACACGUCAGUGUCCCUUAUAUUUUUACAUUAAUAAUAAUUGUUGUAAUGAUUUUAUCGACCACAUCAGUAUGACUUUGUCCACUUUAAAAAAGCUGAUGGUGUUACUAAGCUUUUGGUAUUUAUAUGUGUUAUAUAUUAUGUUGUAUAUACGGAUGGGAUUUUUCUCUGCAGGAAAAUGCCAUUGUGUUAUGUUGUACAUUAUCAUUAUUAUAAUUAUUAUAAUUAUUAUUAUCAUUAUUUUUAUGACCACACCUUUAUAAUCUAAGUCUGAAUGUCUGUUGUCCUUAUUGUACAGACCUUAAGAUAACCAAACCGGUCAAACCUUUCUCCUUUGUUGUACAUUACCAUCUUUUAUUUCCAGUGUCAUCUGUUUCCUUAUUUGUAUAUUCAUUCAUAUAUAAUUUAGUUAAAAGAGAAACAGUUGUGUUUUGUUGUAUAUUACUGAGUUAGAAAGUUAUGAUUAUUUCCUGUACGUAUGUGGGAAACUAGUGAUAAAAUAAAACCUCGAAAACAAA